GGAGUCAAGGGCCGCUCCGAAGAUGUACUUGGACGUGAAUGGCCACAAUGCUUCGAGAGAGGGGUUCGAGACCGUGGAAGACGGGAGUGUAGGAGAUCUGGCGGAGGGCGAAGGGUGAGUGCGGUGAGUGCGUUCGAGAUGUCUGCAAGCCAGCCACCAGGAAAUGAGCACUCCGCAAUAGAGAUGUUCACGACCAGAGAAAGCAAGUCGGAUCAUGCCGAUUAGCGAAGGCCGGGGGAUCUAAGAUGAGGCGUAGGCGGAAGAGGGAGGAGACCGAGACGGAAGCGAUUGACAAGAGAUGCCAGUGAGAGAUGAAGCUGCGCUGCGCUGCUGAGCUGCUGGUUCCUGAAAGUCAUGACGUCGCAAGUCUCAAAUGUGCGGAUCAUGCACCACGCACCUUGCACUGUCCACCACCAUCAACACACCUCUUUAUGACCAUGCAACAGCUCUCUGCCCAGGUCCAAUGGUCUUCCUCUCUCUGGAUAUCUCUUUUUGAUGGACAGCACUCCGUUCCACCACGACGUCGAGCAACAAAGCUCGACUGCGACCUCCUCCAUGGCACAGAAGCCCUCCAAUUCCCAGCAUCACGCUGGCCGCAAGAAGGUUCUCAUUGUUGGCGCCGGUGCUGCUGGAAUGUCCACUGCCCACCAUCUCUCCCAACAUCCUGACAAAUACGAUAUAACCCUCAUCGACGCCGUCGACUAUUGCGGCGGUCAAGCCUUCUCCUGUCCCCUCGACAAGGAUCGCCAUGGAGCCAGCUGGUUCAACCAAGGAGUUCAGGGCGGGAGCUACAUCUUCCACCACACGUUGACCAUGUUCGCACGACAGGGAUAUCACGCUGACCCGGUCAAUCUCCAAGUUUCAUUUGGCAAGGACAAGACCUUCUGGACCAACGUCUUCCCAACCGACCUGUUGGCUCGGCAUCAGAGGGAGAUCAAACGCCUCCAUUUUGCCCUGAAAGUCAUGCGCUGGUUCGAGAUCUUCUUCGCAUUGAUUCCGAUGAAGCUCUUCUUCAAGCUGUGGUUUUUCUCAGAGGAGUUCACCAACACUGUCGCCUUACCGAUGGUGGCACUGUUUCUAGGGACAGGCAAUGAAGCCCCCAAUGUUCCCUCGAUUAUGCUUGAGAGAUUGUGCACAAGCCCUACCUACGGCAUGUGGUAUCCUUAUGACCCAACCAGCAUCGCGACCAAUCAUCCUCCGAUGGUCGUCUUUCCCAACUUCAGCGAAUUCUAUGAAACCUGGCGCAAAGAUCUUAUCUCGCGCGGCGUAACGGUCCGCCUUUCGACUGAGCUGGCGGCUAUCCUCCACCGCUCAAGGUCCAGUGGCGUGGUGGUUUCUUUGAAACAGCGCACGCCGGCGCCUGACCACCACAACCCCAUUGGCGACGACCGGGAUGCUCCUACGUUUGAGGAGCACUACGACGAACUCGUCCUUUGCUGCCUUGCCGAUACCGCUAAGCGCCUCCUCUCAUCCACUUCGUCCUGGCGCGAACGCAAAGUCCUCGGCUCUGCCAAGUUUUCCGACGACAUCACCAUCACGCACACCGACUCGGCCUAUAUGAAAAAGUACUACCAAAACUUCUACUCCGAAUCUCUCGCCGUAAGAACCCUCGGCGGCCAGGACCAGUCAUCCCGCUGUGACUUCGCGGCCACAAAUUUCCGCCCGAUGUACUACAUCAAGAUGUAUGACCAGGACCGGUCAAAGCUGGAGAUGUGUUUUGAUGCCAGCAACUAUCAGCCGCAGUUUCCGGACAAGGUGCCCUUCGAAGACCACGUUUUCCAAACCAUCUUCCUCAACAAAGACCGAGACGGGCACCUGUGGAGCGACGGCGAGAUAGACGAGAGUAAGAUUAUCAGGAAGGAUUGGUGGCACCAACUGUGCCAUUCGUACACGCAUUACCUGUUCGUGGUGCCGUGGAUGAUGUUCCUCCAGGGCCAAAGGCGGGUCCGAUACGCCGCGAGCUGGACGCUGGUCAACGCGCACGAGGUCGCCAUCAUGGCCGGCAUCGCUGCCGCGGUCGACCUGGGCGCCGAGUACCCGGAGGACCUGGAGCACGACAAGUUCGCCUUCCUCAGCUUCUGGCUGUACUAUCUGCUGGCGUACGGCAAGUGGUAUCGCCGACGCUAUACGGCCGCCGCGGCGAAGAGCAAGCGCGCCGGCGAGGAGAGCGACAGGGCGAAACAGGGAAAGAGCUGGGCUAGUGGCUUGUACGGGAGUGUGUACAGCGGCCCCGGCGUGACCAGGGAGGAGAGGACGACGUGGCGGGAGGAGAUGAAGGUCGGGAGGAGCACGGGGAAUCUGGCGCAGGGGAAUACGCAAGGCAGGAGUCAGCCUUGAGUGCGCAGGACAUCUCGAUUGAUGCGCAAAGAUUCAUGUUCGGUCAUGGGGCCUGUACGUGUUGAGCCACUCUAUGUUUCUUUGGAUAGAAGGCUCAGAGCAAGGAGUAACGUCAUGUUUCGUGGGGAAUCGGGUCAUUUUGGGAGUCUGCAUGUCGCCUGGUAUAUCAUUGGUCUGGGUCUACCUUGACUAGCUGCGUCAUAACGCGGGAAGCUCAUUGAAAGCACUUGUUCGCUCGAGGGGAAUAUUCAAACUCAUUUUCAACCGC
Messenger RNA from Cladophialophora immunda, 2605 nucleotides. RefSeq lists its product as uncharacterized. Gene Ontology annotation, molecular function: oxidoreductase activity. The coding region runs from base 496 to 2337 and encodes 613 amino acids. The transcript is spliced from 2 exons. Lineage: Eukaryota; Fungi; Ascomycota; Eurotiomycetes; Chaetothyriales; Herpotrichiellaceae. The record is from RefSeq and is a predicted model, not a curated record.